UCAAGAAAACUCAUGCUGUUUUGUGUUAUCCCAGAUCUAACACACCUUAUUUAAAUCAACAGGUAUUUGUCAAGCCCGCUUAAUGUAUGUUAGCACACAGUUUUUAUUUACUUAAUUUUAAAAUCAACUGGAUUCCAGCACUUUUCAUUUUUCACUUCAGGCUCUACAAAUCCUUGACAUUAUGCAAAAUCUGACUGAAUUCCCAGGCAAUGCCACAUCCAGCAACAUCACAUCCACCAUCCUAAAGGUGUGUGUGGUGAUCCCACUGUUCUGUGCCUUUCUCUACUGCAUUCUGCUGAUGCUGCAUACAUUUGCCUCACACCGGCAAUUCUUUGACAGCUCACGCUACAUCCUGUUUGCCUACAUGCUGGUCAAUGACACACUGCAGUUACUCUCUUCUGUACUGCUCUUUCUAUUUGUCAUGGGCAAUGUGAAGUUUGCCAUCAUAUACUGUGCACCACUGCUCUUUGUCUCCGUUGCCACCUUUCAGAAUGGCCCACUAAUCCUAGCUGCCAUGUCACUGGAACGCUAUGUGGCUAUCUUCUACCCACUGCGCCGACCUAUCUCUUGGACACCUGAAAGAAUUUGGGUGAUUGUUUUGAGCUUGUUGAUCAUCAGCUGUAUCCCUCCCGCGGUGGAUUUCAUUCUGAUGCGCCCCAACGUGGACUGGGAUGUUUUCACCACCCCAUUGAUCUGCAAAACUAUGGUACUCAAUGGUUUGCCCAUACAGACUCUCUUCAAACUGGCUCUGAACGUACUCUUCUUUGCUGCGGUGGCCAUCAUCAUUCUUUUCACAUACAUUAGGAUCCUUCUGGAGACUCAAAAGAUGCGUCAGGAUCGGGCCUCAGUAACUAAAGCCCUGCACACCGUGGUUUUGCAUGGAUUCCAGCUGCUUCUGAGCAUGAUGGUCUUCACAUUCCCCAUUACUGAAAACCUGAUUGUGCUGAACAUCAAAUGGAUGUCGGAGCAUAUUCAAUUUGCCAACUACUUCUGUUUUGUGCUGCUUCCACGCUUUCUCAGCCCGCUUAUUUAUGGCCUCAGAGAUGAGAGCCUGAGGAGCUACAUGAAAAAAGCCAUGCCUUGCUGCAGGGCUCGUAUUGGGCCACAUAAAUUGGUCAAAAUUCCUAAAUGAUUGUUAAAUGUAGGGAACAGCAACCAAGAUGAACUAUAACUGUUUUUUUCAUGAGUAUACAUAAGGCUGGUUUAUAAUGUCAUUGAAAGAUAUUUAAAGCUGAUUUCAAGUCUUCCAUGACACAACAUAACCAGUAUGGCAUGUGUAAUAAUUUGAUAAGGACUGGAGUAUCAUUUAUUGUAACUGAAUUAAAUCCAACUGUGUAUGAUUAGAGAAAGAGGAUCAUUCAAAUGUUAAAUGUGUAGGUUUGUUACCAUAAUCCAAUGAA
Ictalurus punctatus (channel catfish) is the source of this 1400-nucleotide messenger RNA. It is a transcript of the gene or95a1, whose product is annotated as odorant receptor, family 95, subfamily A, member 1. The record is from RefSeq and is a predicted model, not a curated record. Gene Ontology annotation, biological process: G protein-coupled receptor signaling pathway. The transcript has a single exon. Lineage: Eukaryota; Metazoa; Chordata; Actinopteri; Siluriformes; Ictaluridae. The coding region runs from base 182 to 1132 and encodes 316 amino acids. Gene Ontology annotation, molecular function: G protein-coupled receptor activity. Gene Ontology annotation, cellular component: membrane.